This is a messenger RNA of Balaenoptera acutorostrata (minke whale), 2478 nucleotides long. RefSeq names its product protocadherin alpha-13-like. Lineage: Eukaryota; Metazoa; Chordata; Mammalia; Artiodactyla; Balaenopteridae. Gene Ontology annotation, molecular function: calcium ion binding. Gene Ontology annotation, cellular component: plasma membrane. Gene Ontology annotation, biological process: homophilic cell-cell adhesion. The record is from RefSeq and is a predicted model, not a curated record.
UCAGAUAUCUCUGAAGGCUUUUGAGUGUACCAUGCUGUUUUCCUGGAAAGGAGGCCCAGGAGCUCGGCUUUUGCUACUCUCGCUUCUGUUCCUUGUAGUCUGGGUGGCGGGGAGCGGCCAGGUCCACUACUCGGUUCCGGAGGAGGCCAAACACGGAACUUUCGUGGGCCGCAUAACGCAGGACCUGGGGCUGGAGCUGGCGGAGCUGGUGCCGCGUCUGUUCCGGGUGGCAUCCAAAGGCCGCGGGGACCUUCUGGAGGUAAAUCUGCAGAAUGGCAUUUUGUUUGUGAAUUCUCGGAUCGACCGGGAGGAGCUGUGCGGGCGGAGCGCGGAGUGCAGCAUCCACCUGGAGGUGAUCGUGGACAGGCCGCUGCAGGUGUUCCAUGUGGAGGUGGAAGUUACAGAUAUUAACGACAACCCGCCUGUGUUCCCUGAAAGUGAAAAAAGAAUAAUCAUUGCUGAAUCUAGACCUCCGGAAACUCGGUUCCCACUAGAUGGCGCAUCUGAUGCAGAUAUUGGAGUAAACUCCGCCUUGACCUACCGAGUCUAUCCCAAUGAUUAUUUCACUUUGGACACACAAAACAACCGUGAACAAACGUCUUCGUUAUCACUUGUGUUAAGGAAAUCACUGGACAGAGAGGACAUUCAGGAAUAUAGUUUAUUAUUGACAGCUAGUGAUGGAGGCAAACCUGAGCUGACCGGCACAGUUCAGCUGCUGAUUACAAUCCUGGAUGUGAAUGAUAACGCCCCAGAAUUUGAUCACUUAAUUUAUAAAGUGAGCAUGUUAGAGAAUGCAUUUAAUGGAACAUUAGUGAUCAAACUAAAUGCCACAGACCCUGAUGAUGGGACAAAUGCAGACAUAAUCUACUCAUUUAGAAGACCUGUAUCGCCUGCAGUAUUAUAUGCGUUUUCCAUAAAUCCCGGCAGCGGAGAAAUUCGGACAAAAGGUAAAUUGGAUUUCGAAGAAAAGAAAUUGUAUGAAAUACCCGUGGAAGCAAUUGACAAGGGGAAUAUUCCAAUGGCGGGUCAUUGUACCAUUUUGGUGGAAAUAGUAGAUAUAAAUGAUAACGCCCCAGAAGUUACCGUCACUUCUUUGGCUCUUCCGAUGCGAGAGGACGCUCAAGUGGGCACUGUCAUCGCCUUGAUCAGCGUGUCCGACCGUGACUCCGGCGCCAACGGACAGGUGACCUGCUCCCUGAUGCCCCACAGCCCCUUCAAACUGGUGUCCACCUUCAAGAAUUACUAUUCACUAGUGCUUGACAGCGCCUUGGACCGCGAGAGCGCGGCGAACUAUGAGGUGGUGGUGACAGCGCGGGACGGGGGCUCGCCUUCGCUGUCGGCCACAGCCAGCGUGUCCGUGGAGGUGUCCGAUGUGAACGACAACGCGCCCGCAUUCGCGCAGCCCGAGUACACGGUGUUCGUGAAGGAGAACAAUCCGCCCGGCUGCCACAUCUUCACGGUGUCGGCUCGGGACGCGGACGCGCAGGAGAACGCGCUGGUGUCCUACUCGCUGGUGGAGCGGCGGGUGGGCGAGCGAGCGCUGUCGAGCUACGUGUCGGUGCACGCGCAGAGCGGCAAGGUGUACGCGCUGCAGCCGCUGGACCACGAGGAGCUGGAGCUGCUGCAGUUCCAGGUGAGCGCGCGCGACGCGGGCGUGCCGCCUCUGGGCAGCAACGUGACGCUGCAGGUGUUCGUGCUGGACGAGAACGACAACGCGCCGACGCUGCUGCCCGGGCCAGGCGGCAGGGCGGGAGCGCUGAGCCAGCGGGUGGCUCGGUCGGUGGGCGCGGGCCACGUGGUGGCGAAGGUGCGCGCGGUGGACGCGGACUCGGGCUACAACGCGUGGCUGUCGUACGAGCUGCAGCCGGCGGCGGGUGGCGCGCGCAGCCCGUUCCGCGUGGGGCUGUACACGGGCGAGAUCAGCACGACGCGCGCCCUGGACGAGGCGGACGCGCCGCGCCAGCGCCUGCUGGUGCUGGUGAAGGACCACGGUGAGCCGGCGCUGACGGCCACGGCCACCUUGCUGCUGUCGCUGGAGGACAGCGGCCAGGCGCCCAAGGCCUCUUCGCGGGCGUCGACGGGCGCCGCUGGCGCGGAGGCCGCUCUGGUGGAUGUGAACGUGUACCUGAUCAUCGCCAUCUGCGCGGUGUCCAGCCUGUUGGUGCUCACGCUGCUGCUGUACACGGCGCUGCGGUGCUCGGCGCCGCCCAGCGAGGGCGCGUGCGGGCCCGGGAAGCCCACGCUGGUGUGCUCCAGCGCGGUGCGGAGCUGGUCUUACUCGCAGCAGAGGCGGCAGAGGUGUGCUCUGGGGAGGGGCCACCCAAGGCAGAUCUCAUGGCCUUCAGCCCCAGCCUUCCUCCUUGUCUGAGUUCUGCAGAGGUAACAGGUGAAAUAGAACCAGAUUCAGAACAGUUGAAAGAGCCCCGACAACCCAACCCUGACUGGCGUUACUCUGCCUCCCUGAGAGCAGGAAUGCAC